Messenger RNA from Neolamprologus brichardi, 1274 nucleotides. The record is from RefSeq and is a predicted model, not a curated record. NCBI's taxonomy places the organism in Eukaryota, Metazoa, Chordata, Actinopteri, Cichliformes, Cichlidae.
AUGACGCUUCUUUAGUGCGGAAAGGCUGCUGAGAUAACAGAUACGGCAGCGUUCUCUGAAUGGCUGACAAACACACAUCAGGAGCCGACAAGAAGGACUCUAAUGGUUCUUUAUUGGAUCCUAAGAUUUUUGGGCCUGAUGAAUGUAACGAAGAGGAGUCGGGAGACCGAAACCUAUGGCCAAGAUCCCUGGCUCGAAAAUGGAUCGUGAUGCUGUUUAUGGGCACCUGCUUCCUCUAUUGUGCGCGGAUGGCCAUGCCUGUCUGCGCCGUCUCAAUGGCUGCUACGUUUCAUUGGAGUAAAAUUGAUUCUGGGGUGGUUUUGGGUGGAUUCUUCUGGGGUUACUGUCUCACACAGAUCCUGGGAGGACACGCGAGUGACAGAGUGGGAGGAGAGCGCGUCCUGUUCUUCUCUGCAUUAUCAUGGGCUCUGAUCACAGCUGGCACUCCUCUGCUGGCCCAUCUUGGCUCUCACACCCUGGCUCUCAUGACUGUGGCCAGGUUUCUCAUGGGAAUAUUCCAAGGUGUUUUUUUCCCAUCUUUGGCCAGCCUGUGCUCACAGCGUGUUGUGGAAGGGGAAAGAGGGUUUUUAAUGAGCACAUUGCAAAGCGGUACACAUCUCGGAACAUUGUUAGCUGGUGGGUUGGGGACCCUGAUGCUCGACCGCUAUGGCUGGGAAAGCAUGUUCUACAGUAUCGGUUUCCUGUCCGGACUCUGGGCUCUCAUUGUUUGGCAGUGUUUACUAAAAGGCGAACUUACCCCAAAGGUGAUGGAAACAAAGAAGAACUCAGAGUGGAGUCUGUCAAGAAUACCCUGGCUGAGCCUUUUUAAGAAGCCGCCUGUCUGGGCCAUGGUGUUUGCUCACAUGUGUAUGUGCAGCACAUCCUACACACUGUUAUCAUGGCUGCCAACAUACUUCAAAGAAUCCUUUCCUCAUGCCACGGGAUGGGUCUAUAAUGUUGUUCCAUGGCUAACUGCAAUCCCAUCAGCACUUGUUGGAGGAUACGUUUCAGAUUUCCUCAUUAACCGAGGAUAUGGUGUAGCAUCUGUGAGAAAGAUAAUGCAGUUUUUUGCCAUGGGAGUAUCAAGUAUGUUUAUUCUACCUCUCUCUGGAGUUGUCACAUUUCCUGCAGCUGUGAUUUACAUUUGUGCUGCUGUGGGUCUCACCACCUUCACCAGCGGUGGUGUUUCUGUGAAUGUACAGGAUCUGACACCAUCGUGUGCAGGCGCCCUGUUUGGUUUUAUGAAUAUGAUGGGCUCUUUUGUGGGUAUGUAG